AUGAAAAUACCUGCCCUUUUCCUUGUCCUCGUCACCGUGGAGUUGGCGGUGGCCCGGUCAGUGAAGUCGUUGCCUGAGGUCAUCCACAGGAUUGCCCUGGAAGAGCUGAUCAAGGAGGCCAACGGCACGCUCGGCACAAACGAGACAAAACUGGACAACUGGGUUUCUGACAUCACACACCUGAACUGUGAGCGAGAGUUCUUCAGCCAAGCCAGCACCUUCCUGCUCCACCUGGAAGGGGGAAAACUGUCGCGCCGGCUGAAUUACAUCCUCAACAACACGAGCUAUUUCACAGCAAAGCCUGAGAACUCGAAGAACCCCAGGAAGGUUCAAGGACAUCAGGAGAACGUUCCAAAAGGACAGGGGAAUGUUCCAGAACAUCAGAAGAAGGUUCCAAAAGGACAGGGGAAUGUUCCAGAACAUCAGAGGAAGGUUCCAAAAGGACAGGUUAAUGUUCCAGAACAUCAGAAGAAGGUUACAAAAGGUCAAGGGAAUGUUCCUGAACACCAGGGAAAGGUUCCAAAAGGUCAGGGAAAGGUUCCAGAACGUCAGAACUCAGGGAAUGAGAUAAGGCUGAGUGAGCUUCUGAAUAAACUGGUGCUCUGUGGCCAGAAGGUUUUCUCCAGUAAAGUCAAUUAGCAUUGAAACACAAACUGGCAAACGCAUACAUUUACAUUUAUUCAUUUAGCAGACGCUUUUAUCCAAAGGGACUUCCAAGAGAGAGCUUUACAAAGUG
Molecule: messenger RNA, 736 nt
Organism: Hypomesus transpacificus
Lineage: Eukaryota; Metazoa; Chordata; Actinopteri; Osmeriformes; Osmeridae
Exons: 4
Coding region: 1-639 (212 amino acids)
Source: RefSeq, a predicted model, not a curated record